AUGGAAGAGAUCGCCCCAGAAUACGACGUUAUCGUCCUAGGCACAGGCUUGACAGAAUGCGUGCUCUCUGGGGUUCUUUCUGUCAAGGGCAAGAAGGUCCUCCAUAUCGAUCGGAACGACCAUUACGGCGGUGAAGCGGCAUCUGUCAACAUCGAAGCUCUCUUCAAGAGAUAUGGAAACCAUAAAUCCGGCGAGGAGCCAUGGAAGAAAUACGGCCGCACCAACGACUGGAACAUCGAUCUAGUGCCCAAGCUCUUGAUGGCCAAUGGCGAACUCACCAACAUCCUUGUAUCCACCGAUGUCACUCGGUACCUCGAAUUCAAACAGAUCGCAGGCAGCUUUGUACAGCAGGGCUCCGGACCUCGCGCAACAAUUGCGAAAGUCCCAUCCACCGCUGCCGAAGCACUAAGUUCACCACUGAUGGGCCUGUUCGAGAAGAGAAGGGCAAAGAAAUUUUUGGAGUGGGUUGGUUCAUUUGAGGAGAACAACCCAGCAACACACAAUGGCAUGAACAUGAACCAGUGCACCAUGAAAGAGGUCUAUGAUAAAUUCGGCUUGGAGCCUUCCACACGAGACUUCAUCGGUCACUCUAUGGCACUGUACUCGACUGAUGAUUACAUCAACGCACCGGGUAUGGCCAAGGAGACGGUCGAAAGGAUCCGUCUUUACGCCAACUCGAUGGCCCGCUACGGCAAGUCACCAUAUAUCUACCCGCUUUACGGUCUAGGGGAGCUUCCACAAGGCUUUGCCCGUCUCUCCGCUAUCUACGGGGGCACGUACAUGCUCAACACUUCAGUUGAUGAGUUUCUCUACGACGGCAACAAAAUCUCUGGCAUCAAAGCCACCAUGCGAGAACGAGGCGAAGAGAACGAAGAGGGCAUGAAAUUCACCACAAAGACCAAAAUGAUCCUCGGCGACCCUUCCUAUUUCCCCGGCAAAGUCCAAGUUGUCGGUCACCUCCUCAAGGCCAUCUGCAUUCUGAAUCAUCCGCUCGAGAAGACCGGAGAUGCCGAUUCCUUGCAACUCAUCAUCCCACAAUCUCAGGUCGGCCGAAAACACGACAUCUACAUUGCCAUGGUUUCCUCAGCCCACAAUGUCUGUCCGAAAGGCUACUACAUCGCAAUCGUUUCCACGAUUGCCGAGACCUCUGCGAACCACCAUCUGGAACUGCAGCCUGGACUCGAGAGACUUGGUCGCAUCGAGGAAAAAUUUAUGGGGCCACCAAUCCCACUAUACCAGCCUUUGGAGAGUGGCGUGAACGACCAGAUUUUCAUCAGCAACAGCUUCGAUGCGUCGAGUCACUUUGAGACGGUCACGGAGAAUGUGAGAGACAUCUAUCGGAGGGCAAUGGGAGAAGAGUUGAAGGUAGAGGGGCUGCGAGAGGGUCAGACCUUGGCUGAGGAAUAA
Fonsecaea erecta is the source of this 1407-nucleotide messenger RNA. RefSeq lists its product as hypothetical. Lineage: Eukaryota; Fungi; Ascomycota; Eurotiomycetes; Chaetothyriales; Herpotrichiellaceae. The record is from RefSeq and is a predicted model, not a curated record. Bases 1 to 1407 code for a protein of 468 amino acids. Gene Ontology annotation, biological process: vesicle-mediated transport; protein transport; small GTPase-mediated signal transduction. The transcript is spliced from 6 exons. Gene Ontology annotation, cellular component: cytoplasm. Gene Ontology annotation, molecular function: Rab GDP-dissociation inhibitor activity.